This is a messenger RNA of Mugil cephalus (flathead mullet), 5341 nucleotides long. RefSeq lists its product as uncharacterized. Gene Ontology annotation, molecular function: channel activity; DNA binding. The record is from RefSeq and is a predicted model, not a curated record. The transcript is spliced from 18 exons. The coding region runs from base 251 to 3301 and encodes 1016 amino acids. Gene Ontology annotation, biological process: regulation of DNA-templated transcription; positive regulation of interleukin-1 production; monoatomic cation transport. NCBI's taxonomy places the organism in Eukaryota, Metazoa, Chordata, Actinopteri, Mugiliformes, Mugilidae.
GCCCGGUGUUGGGAAAAAACCGGGGGAGCGGAGAUGAAGAUGGAGGUGGGAGGGGCCUGGCACCGCUGACGUCACCGGCUGUGUGGAGGAGUAUAGGCUGUGCUGUCAGCCCAGUGUCAGUCUGAUGAAGAUUGGCAUGCAGCUGGCCUACAGUGGACAUUUGGAUACUGGCCCACGGACCACACAACAAAACUGAAAGCUGCUAUACUGCUGUGGGCAAUCUAACUUCUCGAUGUGAAGGUGUCCCAUAAUGCAACAUGUGUCCCCAGCACCUGCAGUGACAAUGAUGGCCACCCAGAGCGUUCCUCCACCAUCGUACCAGGAGAGCCAACAGAUGACGGGCACCACUCAGCAGAACGCCAAGACCCCACAGGUCCAUAUCCCAGCAGCCUCUGCAGCAGGAAACACCUCUGUCAGUGUGACCCUUGACCCCCAGGCCCAGCUUGAGUCUGACAAGAGGGCCGUUUACAGUCAUUUUCAAAGACAUCCAUUGUUCCCCCUGUUGGCGUUGUUGUUCGAGAAAUGUGAGCAGGCCACGCAGGGAUCAGAAUGCAUCACAUCGGCAAGCUUUGACGUGGACAUUGAGAACUUCGUGCACCAGCAGGAGCGAGAACACAAGCCCUUCUUCAGCGAAGAUCCAGAGCUGGACAACUUGAUGGUAAAGGCCAUCCAGGUGUUGCGGAUCCACCUGCUGGAGUUAGAGAAGGUCAAUGAGCUCUGUAAGGAUUUCUGCAACCGUUACAUCACUUGCCUCAAGACCAAGAUGCACAGCGACAACCUCCUCCGCAACGACCUCGGAGGACCGUAUUCUCCGUCGCACACCAGUCUCAGCAUGCAGCAGGAACUAAUUCAGACCUCCUCUCCAUCCAUGACCUCUGUCUCCAGCUCUGUUAACCCGUCAGGGAUCGUGGUGCCCGCCGGGGGGCUCCAACAGAGUAACGUCGCCAUGACUACCAUCAACUCUCAAGUGGUAUCAGGUGGGACCCUGUACCAGCCGGUUGCCAUGGUGACAUCGCAAGGGCAAGUGUUAACGCAGGCACUGCCGCCGGGAACCAUCCAGAUCCAGAACUCGCAGGUAAAUGUGGACCUGUCGUCCUUGUUGGACAGCGAAGACAAGAAGUCCAAGAAUAAGAGGGGUGUCCUGCCCAAGCACGCCACCAACAUCAUGCGCUCCUGGCUCUUCCAGCAUCUCAUGCAUCCAUAUCCCACAGAAGAUGAGAAGAGGCAGAUUGCAGCACAAACGAAUCUCACCCUUUUGCAAGUAAACAACUGGUUCAUCAACGCUCGCAGGCGUAUCCUCCAGCCCAUGUUGGAUGCCAGUAAUCCUGACCCAGCUCCCAAAGCAAAGAAGAUGAAGUCCCAGCACCGCCCGACGCAGCGCUUCUGGCCUGACUCCAUCGUGGCUGGUGUCUUGCAGACGCACAGAUCUCAGACAGGAAACAACUCAGACAACCCGCUGAGCAUGGACAGCCUCCAGUCGCUGUCCUCGGAUUCGGCCACCCUGGCCAUGCAGCAGGCCAUGCUGGGAGCCGACGACUCCAUGGACGGCACGGAGGAGGAGGACGAGGAGGAGGAGGAGGAGGAGGAAGAGGAGGAAGGGAUGGAGGAGGAGGAGGAGGAGGAGGACGGGGAGGAGGAGCACGACAGGGGGCGGCAGCUGUCCAGCAGGGGCGGCGGGAGGAGAGACCUGAGCAUGGAGCACAGAGAGGAGCUGGACCCGGACGCCAGCUGGAGAUUCGAUCGGCAGCGGCUCCAGGUGCAGGAGGAGGUGAUGGAGCCGCAGCAGAGUCGGGGUCAUCGGUCUGGCCUUGGUGGACUUGCGGGGACAGAAGGAGAUCCGGCGGUGGAGGGAACGGGAGGUGACGGAGCCACGGCCACGGAGGUGGACGUACGGAUGUCAAGUGUGGUGUUCAAGAUGUCCAUUGCCCAGGCAGCGGCCAAGGCCAUGCUAUCUGAUGCCCUGCUGCAGGACAGCUCCGGGAUACACCGGAUCACCCACUUGGAACUAGAGCUUCCCUUGGACAAGGUCAUCAAAUUUGUUUCCGUCGGCCUUCCGCUGUUGCUGGUGUGCAUGGCCUUCGCCCGCGAGAUCUCGCUGGGGCCCCAGAUCAGCUGUUUCCCUCCCAGCAAUUUCACCAUCAAGCAGGCCAGCUAUGUGGACACGUACUGCUGGGACUCUCUCAUGCAUCACGAGUUUGACAGCGAGGGGAACUUUGAGGAGCGCUCCCUCUGGGUACACAAAAUGUUCCCUUACUCUCUUCUGGCCAUGGCCGUGCUCAUGUACCUGCCAGCUCUGAUCUGGCGCCAGCUCGUCAUGCCCACACUGGGCUCUGACCUGCUCUUCAUAAUUGACGAACUAGACAAGUCGUACAACCGCUCCAUCCGAUUGGCCCAGAGCAUUCUGGACAUGCGCCAGAACACUCAGAACCCUCUCACAUUUCAGGCUGAACUGCAGAGGGCCAAGAAGAAGCGGUACUUUGAGUACCCCCUCCUGGAGAGAUACAUGCAGUGCAAACAAAACUCCUACUUCCUCGUCAGCAUGCUUUUCUUGCGGGGCUUCCUCCUCCUGACCUUCAUGAGUGCCGCCUGCCUUUACCUGGCCUACUUCCACCUCUCCGCCUUCCUGCAGGAUGAGUUCAGCUGCUUCGUCCGUACGGGUAUGCUGCGCGACCAGAACUGGGUCCCGGAGCUGGUUCAGUGUAAAAUGAUCGGCCAGCUGGUCUUUCAGGUGAUAAGCGUGGCCAACGGCGCCAUCUACGUCCUGCUGGCGCCCAUCGUCCUCUUCAGCCUCAUCCGACUCUUCGUCUGGGACACCACCUUCUUCUCCGUCUACGAGGUCCUCCCAGCGCUGGACCUCCUCAACCGCCGCCGGCUGGGCUGCCCGCUGAACGACCUCAACGUCCUGCUGCUCUUCUUGCGCGCCAACGUGGCCCACCUGAAGUCCUACGGGCAGGUGAGGGCUUUGUGCUCGUUGGCGCCGCCGCAAGUGGGCAACGCCACCGCGGGGCAAGGACUAAGCGCAAUGCUGACCCAGGAGGAGAUGGAGGAGCGGGAGGAGGCCGCGAUGGAGCUCAGGGAGGAGGUGGAGGAGGCCAAGGAGGAAGGGAAACUCAACUUGGUGGACAUCAUGACUAUUCUGGGAGCGGCGCAGGGACGAGUCGUUAACUGCAGCGAGAAGAGGCCCCUGGUGGAGGAGAAUAUGAGUCUGGGUACCACAACACUGAUCUACACACUCAAACGCAUUCUGCUAGUGGCUAUUUUCGUCUACAUCAUUUGGGAUGUACAGAAAAUUAUUAAGUGACAUCCGCACUAUUGAUACAGGUUCUGAAAAAAAAAUUAUAGCGAGUGCUUUAUGCUGUAUAUAAAGUAACACUGGCAGUGCUCACUGAAUACAGAAUGAUGCCAUAGCCGAGGGGACAAUAUAAAGAGGUUUGAGGAGCAUUUGCAACUAUAGGCAGUGAAUUCAGAUUAAAAUAUUUCCUAUGCAUUGUUUUUAACUGUAUUUCUUUUCUUCGUCUGUAUAAAAAAAACGAAAAAAAAAACUGAAGCACCUAUAUUUCUAAAAGAGCCCUUUAAAAACAGUGGCUAAUGUAGAAGAGAUGGAUUUGUGGUACUUCCUAGACCUAACUGCCCUCUCUAUCUCUUCACAGAGCCAAACCACCAGGGGUACCAUGAGUUGAAGGAGGCUGCACCAUUUAGUCAUUACUAGGCAUCCUAUGGACUGAAUCAAUGUGAUAACAACAAUGGGGUAGUGGGCACUGCACUGUAUCUACUCUAUACAGUUUUCAGUCAUACACAGUUUUUCAUCGCGGUAUGAGUGGACACCGGGUCACCCAGGGUCACCGUGUAAAGAAAAAAAAAAUAAAAAUAAAGGCCUCUUUUAGAAUUGCUGGGUAAACCGUUUUGGCUGGGACAAAUGUUAGUGGGUCAGGAUUUGUCUGUUUUCAGCUGUUGGGCAUCCGUAGCUGACACAAAACAUUCUUCAUGUCUCCCAGUGAUGUUAUUUAAAGACUCAAAGACUGGUCACAAGAAGGCAACAUUCAGAAAUGAGACAGUGUUACUAGUGUAUGCCAAUCCACAAAACAAAAAAAGACGGAUGUUCAGUGACAACUAUGGAUCCUAGUCAGUAAUUUUCUGUGACUUCCAUUGUAUAUGAUUAUGAUAAGAGGUAAGGUCACUGAUCAUUGUAAUUUAUAUCUAUCUAUGGAUAUUUUUUUGGUUUUGUUUCCUUUAUAUUAUUAUUUUCCUGGAAUUCCAUGUGCUUGUAUUUUCAAUAAAUUCCAUUUACUUAUGUAAUGUUCUCGUUAUUAAAACCCAGAAGGCUACAGUUGUACAGCUACACCGAUCACGCACAACAUUAUGACCACCUCCCUAAUAUUGCGUAGGUGUCUUCAAACUAGUUGCAACUCAGGAUAGAAUUGACCUGGGUCUUCUGAGGUUGUCCUUUUGUGUCUGGCAAAAGAUGGUUGAUAUUGAGCACCUUUGGGUGCGCUGUGUUGAGGGGAGGGGCCUCUGUGGAUCAGACUUGUUCCAGUUCAUCCCACAGAUACUUGAUCAGUUUGGGCUCUAGUGAAUCUGGAGGUCAGCUCAACACCUUGUGCUGUUUUUCAUGUUUUCUGAGUUGUUCCUAAACCAUUUUUGUGGCUGCUGCCAUCAAUGAGUGUCAUUGCUAUGGGGUGGGGGUGCCUGGUCUGGUCUAGGGGGGUGGAACAUGUAAGUAGCAUCCACAAUCAUCACAGGUCCAUAGGUUUCCCAGCAGAACAUUAAAUUGAAAUGAUCAAUGUUAUUUACUUCUCCUGUCAGUGGUCAUAAUGUUAUGCCUGAUCGGUGUACAUGACAUUCAAAUCUGUGACAAACAAGCUUCCAUUGUAGCAUAUAAGGAGGUUAAUCUGAACCAACAUACGUCUCUGUUAUGCUGGUUUUAUUUUCACAACAUUUUCCUGUGAUAUUUCUGUAACAGUCUCAUUAAGUUCAACAUGAAUUACUUCAUGAUCAUUCUACUGUUCUCAUUCAUGUACAGUUUAUUUUUAUCAUUGCUUGAGUUGUCACUGGCAUCAUAGUUAUAUUCACAAGUAUCAAGUCUCUUGAGUAUAUUUUUUAUUGUGUCCUGAUUUAUUAAAGAUCGUCUUUUAUCUCCUGUUCAUUGUAUGUUCACAUUUAGGAAGUGAGGAGCACUGCAGCAGUACAUGACACAGCUAUAAUCUCGUCAUUGGCUGGACUGCUUGUAAGUCUAUGUGGUAUAUAAUAAAUAAUAUAUAACUUUUUGCCUGUCAAACUUGUGUCACCACGUGCGUCUGUUCUGCUUAAUAAACCCAGAAUCAGUGCUGUGUAGAGAAUUGUC